Stomoxys calcitrans (stable fly) is the source of this 4837-nucleotide messenger RNA. Its product is annotated as chaoptin. Gene Ontology annotation, cellular component: extracellular matrix. Lineage: Eukaryota; Metazoa; Arthropoda; Insecta; Diptera; Muscidae. Gene Ontology annotation, molecular function: protein binding. The transcript is spliced from 9 exons. Bases 672 to 4796 code for a protein of 1374 amino acids. The record is from RefSeq and is a predicted model, not a curated record.
AAAAAAAUGUUAAAUUGAAAUUUUUUAUCUAAUAAAAAGAAAUUUAAAAGAAAAGUCCCUCAAGCAGUGUUUUCUUGCAAAAGCUUAAAUUCCUUAACAAAUUCGUAUGACCUCCUAAAAGUAUACUAUAACAAAAUGUGUGCUUAAAAUCAGCCCCAGUGUAUACCUUGAAAAUGUCCAAUGAUAAAUUGUAUCCUCGGCCACCAUUUUAAGAGCAAACGAAAAAGCCAAGAAGAAAAAAAAAAAAAGAAAAUAAGAAGAAAUUUUAGUGGUAGUGCAAAACUAUAUUAUACGAAGAACCAACCGACCCUUGGUGCGGAUUGAAAAGGAUAUGAGAUGGUGUUGACGAUGGCGGAGAUGAUGAUCAUAAGAAAAUGAAAUGUUCACAAGGAAAUUUACCAUAGUCAAGAAAAUGUAGGUUAACACUUCUUACCAUUCCCAUACGGGCGAGCGUGAUGUUCCAAAUGAGUUCGCAAGACAUUCGCCAUAAAUUAUUAAAAGGGCCAUUUCUUUGAACGACCCAACCACCAACCAAACAACAGUGACAUGGUCAUAGACAAUGUGUUGGCUGAAAAGAGCGACAUUUCGGUUGUAUAAAAAUAGACGAGACUUAAUUUAGACUUUCGGUGAAUGUUGCUGCCGGCAGAAGAACAGGACCAUUGUUCAGACCCAUGAAAAUAUUCCAUACCAUGGAGGUGUUUGUGUUGGCCAAUCAUAUGAUAAUGGAUUAUCAACGUCCUCAACUGUUAAUUAUAUCGAUUUCUUUGCUGUAUUGGUUUCGCACCACAGCCGAUUGUUGGAAAUUCGAUGGCGGCGGUCCAGGAGCCUUGGGUCCUGGCUACCGUCUGCCCCGCAGUGCCUCAAACCUGUUAGCAGCACGAGGGCCACCACCCGUAAUACCUGGAGGUGGUGGCGGCGGCGGUUUUGCAACUCUUUUUAAUUCACCACCUCAAGACAUUCUCUACUCCUGCCCCCUAAAUAGCAUGUGUCAAUGUGCCGGAUUACCGAAUGAAACAUCGACACUGAUCGAGAUUAAUUGCAAUGAGGUUGCAUUGUACAAAUUUCCAGAAUUCAUUCACAGUUCGGUGCGCUACAUUGAGAUGUCCAAUACCCACCUGCAGAGUGUCGACGACGAGACGUUCCAGGGCCUAAGACUGAAAACAUUGAAACUCAUCGACAACGAAUUACAGGAUAUAUCCGAACGAAGUUUCAGCACCAUGACUCACAGCUUAAUGACUUUGGAUAUAUCAGGGAAUAAAAUGCAGCAUAUACCCUAUGAGGCUUUGCAAAAACUUCAUUCAUUGACCAGAUUAGUGGCGCAGAGAAAUCACAUAACAUCUCUGGAUGUCAAUUGGGAGGCCCAGCAUGACACCCUGAGAUCCUUGCAUCUGGCUGGCAACGAUAUAACCGAAGUAUCACCCACCUCAAUGCACGAAGGAGCCAGUCAUCCCUCCUCGGCUGCCAUACAAACGAUAACCAGAGAUGAACAUCUUAAAGGAUCCCAUAUGUCGUCAAACUCCAUACCUGGCCUAACACAUUCAGGCCUUAGUCAUCAGGCGGGUAAACCCUUCAAUCGUUUGCAAAAACUGCUAUGGCUGGAUCUGUCCAACAAUAGAAUUUACCACAUCUCUCCGAAUUUUCUUCCACGUAGUCUCAUAACCAUCGAUUUAUCGGGAAAUCUGCUUUCCACUUUUCCCCAUCAUCUAUUCGAGCAUUUGUAUGAUUUGCGUAUAAUCUCGCUGAGGGAUAAUCUGGUGCGUAGUGUGCAAUCGAUAGAUUUGAGGCAGGUGCGCAUCCAUUUGGAGAAACUGGAUUUGGGCAAAAAUCUCAUAGAAAUUUUGGAGCCGGAUUGCUUUCAAACAAAUUACUCAGAUGUUCACAUAAGGGCUUUGAAUUUGGAGAAAAACUACAUAGCCCAUCUACCAGGGGCCGUAUUCCGGGACAUUGGCACAGUGCACUUGGUCUUGGCCUUCAAUAUGAUUGAACGCAUCCACGUGAAUGCCUUUGAGGGCAUUGAGGAAAGUUUGGAGUAUUUGGAUUUGGAGAGGAAUAACUUGAAUGCAGUGCCAGGAGCCUUAAGUCGCCUGAAUCGCUUGAAGUAUUUGUACUUGACCUCAAACAAUAUCAAUCAGCUGAGUAACCUGCCGGAAAACACCGAAAACUUGAGGGUGCUUUCACUGAGUGGCAACAACUUUACCAUGAUCCCAGUGUUGGGUCUCAAGAACUACACCAACUUGUCGUAUCUGAAUAUGGGCUAUAACUCCAUAGGAGAUAUACCAGAGAGCAUUUUCACUGUGGAUGGUUGGGGCUCCAAUUUACAGACCAUUUUGCUGAGGAACAAUAAAAUCACUCACCUGCAUUUGAACUCGUUUGCAGGCUUGGAUCAAAUCCAGGAGAUCUCUUUGAGCUUCAAUGACAUCAACAUUCAUCAUCCCAUGGUCUUUGAAAAUGUCUCCAAAACACUGAAGAUUCUGGAGUUAUCAUUUGCUGUCUUCCCCGCUAGGAGUAUGGAGUCCAUCGAUCCUUUGGAUGCCUUGUUUCCCUUGUCCCAGCUGAUGUGGCUGGGCUUGGAUAACAACAAUCUCAAACAUCUGAACAAUGAGUCCUUUUCGAAUAUGAGGGAAUUAUCCUACCUCAACUUGGGCUUUAACCAAUUGAAAUCCCUGCCCAGGGAUCUCUUUCUGCCCGAGGUGCACCUGCAUCUGGUGGAGAUCGAUCUGGGCUAUAACUCGCUGGAGAAGUUGUCCGCUUUGACGUUUCAUAAUUUGGGUGAUUUACAGACCAUAAAUCUGCAAUCCAACAAGAUACGGGCGAUUGAGAAACAUGCUUUUCUAAAUCUGGAAUUUCUGCGCUACAUUGAUUUGUCCUACAAUCGCCUAUCGAACCUCUCCCAACAGGCCUUUACCACUCUCCCCAAUCUGGCCUCCCUGGAUUUGAUGUUCAACAAUUUGUGUUCAUUCUCGCUGAAGUCCUUUCACUAUGUCUCCAAUACCAGCACUCCAUUGAAACUGAAUUUGACCCAUAACCGCAUUAGCCAUUUUGAGGACCAAUUGUCGUCGUACAUGUACAUCUACCAUCUGGAUAUGGCCCACAAUGCCAUAAGUAAGACGGAUAGUUUCGCCAACAUGGCCAACACCUUGAGGUUCCUCAAUUUAGCCCACAACGCCAUACAGACGCUGGCCAAUCAUGCCUUUGGCGAUUUGGAGUUUUUGGAGAUACUCAACCUCUCGCACAACAACAUAACGAGUGUAAGGCGCCGCAGCUUCCAGGGCCUGAACUCCCUGCAGGAACUGGACUUGAGCUUCAACAAAUUGGACCAACUGCAGGUGGAGCAAUUCUCCAAUUUGAGAAAGUUGAGGAUAUUGAAAAUCAGAUGCAACAAAUUGAAGGCCUUGCCGCGAGAAGUCUUCAUGAAUACCCGCCUCGAGUAUUUGGACAUUUCGGAGAAUCAAUUGACAGUGUGGCCCGUGCCGGCCUUCUCCGAUGUGGGCUUCACUCUGCGCAACAUUCAAAUGGCUGCCAAUCUGUUGGAGUAUUUGGACUCCAGCAUGUUCAUCAACUCGCAGUUCUUAUACGACAUCAAUCUGUGCUACAACAAGAUCACCGUCUUGCCCGACAACACCUUCAGCUUUCUGAACAAUCUUACCAAUCUGGAUUUGUCGGCCAAUCCCUUGGUUACCACCAAUCUCAAGGAGAUAUUUCUGCACACCCCACGUCUGCGGCGUCUCAAAAUCUACAACAUGGGGCUCUAUGUGCUGCCUCAAUUGAAUCUGCCCCAGCUUUCGUAUCUCGAUGUCAGUGGGAACUUUCUGCAGGAAUUGUCCUCGCUGCAUGAAAUGCGUCAACUGCGCUUUGUCAAUGUGUCCCACAACAAGUUUGUGAAUGCCUCCUGUGCGGUCGAGCAUUUGCCCUCCUCGGUGAGGGUCUUGGAUUUGGCCCAUAAUCCCUUGCGUAGGAUAACAGUGCACGAUAUGGCUUCGCUAAGGCAUUUGUCCGAACUGAAUCUGCUUGAUGUUAAGGUGAUCAAUCCUUUGGCCUUUGCCAAACUGAGGUCACUGAGGAAAUUGCACCUUACUGCCCAUGGUAAUCUGGGCGAGAUAGUGUCCCGCAUUCCCGGACUACAAGAACUAAAGGUCCACAGCAUAGAUGCCAACAUAGGCAGUCAACUAUUUGCCAAGCUGAUCAACAACACCAAACUACAUUUGGUAGAGAUUUACGGAGUCAACAUUCAGACAAUAUCUCCCGAUGCCUUUGAGGGUUUGGCGCGCAACCAAAAAUUGCUGGUAAAGAUUUCCCAUACGAAAAUUUCCGAUUUGCCUCCGGGCAUUUUCUAUUCCCUGAGAUCAGUGCCACAUCUUUCCAUUGAUAUAUCGGACAAUAAAAUCAAUGCCCUGGCGGCGGAUAGCUUCUAUCCCAACAAAACCUAUUGGGACACAGUGGGAACCCGCAGCAUAAUGGGCGGUCUGCAGACGGCGCAAAAUCCCCUGGAAUGUGAAUGUGGCCUAGUGUGGUUUGGUCACUGGCUGAGAAGAUGGUUGCGAGAAUCGGCUCAAAUUAAGGUCAUACAAAAGGAUGAAAUGAAGCAAAUGGUUCAGCUUCCUUUAAGUUCACGUGAUUUGCGCCGAGCUCGAGCCAACACCUGCCAUGAUCCCACCUCGGGCAAACAAAUGCCAAUAUUGGAAAUCUUUCCCGAAGAUCUACUAUGUCAGGCGUCGGCCCUCAGCAGUUCCAGUGCAAAGCUGUUCCUCAUCUCCUUCGCCGUGAUCGUGUUACCCCUCUUUGGCAUGACACUUUGAUAAUCGUAAGCCCUUUUGUCUUCAUUAAGUGAAUAGGUUUU